UUUUUAUAACCUAAAAACCCUAUUAACCCCUUCACUCUGUGUUUCUCUCACUACAUUUUCUCUCUCUACAUUUCAUUUCCAUCAUCUAAAAUGUCCACCAGCACCGAAGCCGAACACCACGAAGAGGAGGAAGUUCCCGCCGGUGACGACGAAGACACCGGAGCUCAAGUCGCUCCGAUCGUCAGACUCGAAGAAGUCGCUGUCAGCACUGGCGAAGAGGAUGAAGAAGCUAUUCUCGACCUCAAAGCGAAACUAUACCGUUUUGACAAGGAAGGGAAUCAGUGGAAGGAACGAGGAGCGGGAACUGUGAAAUUCCUCAAACACAAAGUUACCGGAAAAAUUAGGCUUCUCAUGAGACAAUCGAAGACUCUCAAGAUCUGCGCUAAUCAUCGUAUUCUGCCUACAAUGACUGUGCAAGAGCAUGCUGGGAACGAAAAAUCUUGCGUUUGGCAAGCGAGGGACUUUGCCGACGGUGAAUUGAAACACGAGUUUUUCUGCAUUCGGUUCCAAUCAAUCGAAAAUUGCAAAAAGUUCAUGGAAACAUUCGAAGAAAUUGCUGAAUCCCUAAAGAAAGAGGAAAACGAGGAUGCAUCUGCUGCUGCUGAUAUCCUUCAGAAUUUGAGUGUUGAAGGGAGUGCAGAUACUGAAAAGAAAGAUGAAGAGAAGAAGUCUGAGGACAACACUAAGGAGCAAGAAUCUGCACCAGAAAAAGAAAACAAGGAAGAUUCAGAGAAGAAAGUUGAAGAGCUUGGUUCAUCUGCUUGAUUAUGAUAUGUUCAUAUUUCCAACAAGGCAAUAUGACAAGCUUAGGUGGUUGACCUUUGUGCCACUCUUGUCAAUACUCUCUCAUAGUCCUACCCUUUAGAUUGUAUUGUUGCUACGUUAUUGAGUAGUCCAUAUCAUUUGUUGAGUUAUUGUCAACAAGGUUUCAGUCAGGUUUGAAUCAUUAAUAUUGGUGCUUUCAGGGUCUGGGAGUUUUCGUGUUAUUUUCAUUCUAUUCAUGUAUUUCUUGUCGAAAUUUGAAUGAGUCAUGUUGGUGUCGGGAAGGUUGGGUGCAGUCGGGAAAUAGUAAGUAUAAACAAAGAUUUUGAAUGCAAUUACAUUCUAUAGAUUCAAUUCACUGGUACAUAACCUGCUUUUCUACAAAA
Messenger RNA from Cicer arietinum (chickpea), 1148 nucleotides. Its product is annotated as ran-binding protein 1 homolog b-like. Gene Ontology annotation, biological process: nucleocytoplasmic transport. Lineage: Eukaryota; Viridiplantae; Streptophyta; Magnoliopsida; Fabales; Fabaceae. Gene Ontology annotation, molecular function: GTPase activator activity. The record is from RefSeq and is a predicted model, not a curated record. Gene Ontology annotation, cellular component: nuclear pore; cytoplasm.